This is a messenger RNA of Pyricularia grisea, 1785 nucleotides long. RefSeq lists its product as uncharacterized. Gene Ontology annotation, molecular function: 3'-5'-RNA exonuclease activity. The transcript is spliced from 2 exons. The record is from RefSeq and is a predicted model, not a curated record. The coding region runs from base 544 to 1434 and encodes 296 amino acids. Lineage: Eukaryota; Fungi; Ascomycota; Sordariomycetes; Magnaporthales; Pyriculariaceae.
UCCGUGCCAACAAUCUCACCAAGGAUGGGUAACGUGAGAUUUAAUCAUCGAUGGUGGAAAAAUCUCCCCGACUCCAUGUUGGAAUUGAUAAGCCAAAGAAUUGCGUAUCGAACAAGAGAGAAUAGUCCUUGAGGAAUGUGGGUCGGAUUUAUUGGUAUUAACCAGGUCCCAUCGCCUUCAACCAUUGCGACAAACCACGCCGCUCCCUUCUCUCCAAUCAACCCCGCACGCGGUCAGCAAAAACCCCCUAGUAUUUCAACUCGAUUCCAAGACUAUGACGCUUUGCAGCGCGUAUGCAGCGUUGCAUUGAAACCUCUUCAUCGGCGAAAUGACCCCAACGAGGCAAAGUAGACGCGCUGCCAAGAUGUAAAGAAGGUUGUUCCAGUGGAGGCGACUUGCCUAGGUACCUUACCUGCCCGUAUAUGUAGAGGAGAGCACUUGAACUGGCUCCUGUAAUCCAGUCGUACUCGCAGUAUCUACGCCCAUUUCCAAAUCGUCGUGGAAAUUCGCAGCUGCGAGACAUCACCUCCUCUGCUGCCUACCAUGAAAGCCACCGCUCUCGCCGCCAGCCUCCUGGCGACCACGAUCCUCUGCACUCCGCUGCGCAUCAUCUCCUACAACAUCCGCCAGGCCGUGGUGAUCCCUACCAUCGGCGAGCGCCCAUGGUCCGAUCGCCGUCCGCUGCUAACCACCCAGCUCAGCUACGAGACGUCCAACCGCCCCGAGUCGCUUCUGUGCAUGCAAGAGGUCCUCCGACAACAGCUGGUCGACGUUCUGACCGGUACCGAGGGCACGUGGGCGCACGUCGGCGUGGGACGAGACGACGGCCAGGACGGUGGCGAGUUCUCCCCGAUCAUAUACCAGCCCGACACGUGGGAGCUCGACGCGAACCGCACCUACUGGCUCAGCGAGACGCCCGACGCGCCUGGCUCCAAGGGCUGGGACGCGGCGUACCCACGGGUCGUGACGGCGGCUAGGCUGAGGCACAGGCAGACUGGCGGCAGGGUCGUGCUGCUCUGCACCCACUUUGAUCACAUGGGCCAGGUCGCGCGGGAGAGGAGUGCCGACAUGAUUGCCGACCUGGCUGGGGAGUGGGAGAGCGACGACGGGGGCUCGUCCAAGUCGCCCGUCUUCUUGGCCGGCGACCUCAACUCGGACGACCAGAACCAGGCGUACAAGACCCUGGCGACGAGGAUGAGGGAUUCAAGGGACCUCGUGCCGAGAGAGAGGUUGCAUGGCAACACCAAUACGUACACUGCAUUCACAUCGCUGCUGACUUGGGACGACAAGCGUCUCGAUCACGUGUUUGUCAAGGACCCGUCCGUCGGGGGAUUGCGGUUCAACGGGUAUGCGGUCUUGUCGAAUCGCUUUGACGAUGGGAUAUUUAUCUCGGAUCAUCGGCCUGUGAUUUUGGACGUUGAUCUUGGGGUCUAGAUCUACAGAACUCUAUGAGUAGUCUUGGAUGUGGAAAGAAAAAAAAAAGCAUGUGCCUAUCAAGCCAAAUCAUCCCCGUGCUAAAUAAACCUACGGAUUUUAGGCUGUUUUAUCAAGACAAAUCAUUACAAACAGGUCCAUCCAUCCCUUUAUCUUUAUGGGGAGGGCAGAGUUUUCCGAGUGAAACUUGUAUGGAAAGGGUAAAAGUCUUGUGGGGCAACUACCGUCACAGUGGCGUAAUUUCGACCCUAUUUUUAUAAAACCAAUAGUCAAACCACUUUUUGUUUUUUUCCUUAGGAGCUUGACCCCAGAAAAACCACGCGGGAGCUACUGCUCAACAAAAGCUACCCG